Molecule: messenger RNA, 492 nt
Organism: Pocillopora verrucosa
Lineage: Eukaryota; Metazoa; Cnidaria; Anthozoa; Scleractinia; Pocilloporidae
Source: RefSeq, a predicted model, not a curated record
AUGGAUUACCAAAUGAAGGAGGUGGAUCGUUACAGAACAGCAAUGAGAAAGAUGGCAGCUGAUCUCCUGCAUGUGCGAGAGGAUUGCAAACGUUUAGACGAAGCCAACAGUAAGCUGAGGAGAGAGUUGGGCCAACAUGACGAGAUAUCCAGGUUAAUGGUCAGCUCCAAAGACUUAGAUAAUGUGACACAUUCUGAGCUGGUACAGAAGUUUGGUAAGAAGCAGUCGUGAAAAUCAAGACUUCAGCACCUUCAGAAUGAUCUUAUCAAGAAAAAUGAGAUGGAGAAGGAUUUUUUGAAACUACAAGAAGCUCACGAUGGGCAACAGGCACUUCUGCAAAAGUUGCAGGGAAAGGUACAAAAGGCUCAGACGAUUCAAGAUAACUGCAAGAAACAAGAAAAGGUUACUGUACAACUCGAGCAGCUUUUGGCCCAAAAGGGAAAGGGACCAUACAAUGGAGGUGAGUUACCUUUGAAACGCACCUGUAUAUGA